Molecule: messenger RNA, 711 nt
Organism: Symbiodinium necroappetens
Lineage: Eukaryota; Dinophyceae; Suessiales; Symbiodiniaceae
Source: the annotation of a GenBank genome assembly
AUGAUUCUUGAUACUUUCCAAGGAAAGUUUCGUUUUGCGCUGUCCCUUUUUAGCUUGUUCCACAUACUGGCCAUCAUUGGCUCAGCGAAAGAUGUUUACCUUGAGAAAUUUGGAGCAGAUGCGACGAUCAUGGGUUUGCUUUUCUCCGUGAUUUCUUUCUGGAGUCCGCUCACUGAGUGCCUGGUGGGACACCUGCAGGACCGCGAGGUGCUGAAGCGCUGUUUCCCAGUGGAGCGAUGGGGUCGCAGAGCUCCCUUCUUGGCCACGCAUUGCGUCAUAGCAGCGGUGGCUGCCAGUGCUGUGUACAUGCCACCUAGUAAUGCCACAGGUCCGCUGGAGGUCUGGUUCGUUCUCGUGCUCAUGUUGUCCUACUGGGGAGCUUCUUCCUGCGUCAUCGCCUUCGAAGCAGCCCGUCAGGAGAUCUACCCUUUCAAGGAGGAGCGCAUCGUCGUUGAAGGUCUGUGCAAGUAUACUAUGAUGAUGGGCGGGGGCUGUGGGGCUAUCCCUGUCUUGGUGCUGAUGGCUGAUGCUUCAAUGCUGCACCGCCUUCUGUUCGUGUUCUACAUUCUCCUGUUUGGCUUGGUGAGCCUGGAGGCAGUUCCGAUCUUCCGCGAUGCGAAGGCCGCUCCAUUACCGGAAGUCCCAUCAGAGGGGCAAGAGGUCCAAAGCAGCACCGGCGAAGCUGGUGGCGUUCUGCAGAUCCUGUGCGAG